GAGGGGGCGGCGGCGGCGGGCCCGGGGUUGGUCACAGGCAGCCCUCCUGGCACUGCUGACGUGGUGCCAGGGACGAGGCUCUUUUCGGAGGGGAGACGAGCUGGGAGAGGCUGGGAGAGCCGCGGCCGCAGCAGCCGGCGCCCGCUUCUGCCGCAGCCUUCCUCCCGCCUCGCCUCCUCCGCCGCCGCCGGCCCUGGCUCUCUCCCCUUCCCACCCCCGGGCCUCGGAAAGGCGGAGGGAAGGGGCCCGCGAGGAGAGCCGUGAGGGGAGAGGAGGGGGAUGGCCGGGGGCGAGGGGGCGGCGGCGGCCGCUUCCCGCCUGCUCGGGGCACUGUGCCUCUCCGCCGUCGCCUGCUCUCAGCUGGUGCGCGGGAGGGAGACCGGAGCGGACUGGACCCUGGAGAAGUAUUCUCACCAACCAAGAAUUUUACAUUCUGACACUAUUCAAAAAGUUGCAGCAAACACAGAUGUUUCUGAAAUGUGGGAGAAUGAUUUGCACCCUAUCCUGAUAGAAAGAUACUCAGGAUCACCAGGAAAUUAUGUCGUACGACAGCAUAUCAAGCACCGUCUUCAAAGAUUACAGGCUGGUUGGGAAAUUGAAGAAGAUACCUUUCAGAGAUACACACCAUAUGGAUAUCAAACAUUUUCAAAUAUUAUCAGUACUCUCAACCCCUCUGCAAAACGCCAUCUAGUACUUGCUUGCCACUACGACUCAAAAUUCUUUGGACAACAAUGGCAGGAGAGAGUGUUUGUAGGAGCAACUGAUUCAGCUGUGCCUUGUGCUAUGAUAUUGGAGCUGGCACGUGCCCUGGAUAACAAGCUUCAAUUAAUCAAGACCAGCUCAACGUCAAGACCAGACCUUUCACUUCAGCUCAUUUUUUUUGAUGGUGAAGAAGCCUUCGUCCGAUGGUCCCCUUCCGAUUCCCUCUAUGGAUCUCAACACUUAGCUCAAAAAAUGGUAUCUACUCCACAUCCACCUGAUUCAACAACCACAAAUCAGCUGCAGGGCAUAGACUUGCUUGUACUACUGGAUUUAAUUGGUGCACCAAACCCAGUCUUUCCCAAUUAUUUUCCUAACACUAUUCGAUGGUUUCAGAGGCUGCAAGCAAUUGAGCAAAAGCUACACAACAUGAAUCUGUUGAAGAAUCAUCUUGUUGAAAGGCAGUAUUUCCAGACUACUUUGCAUCGAGGCUUGGUUGAAGAUGACCAUGUUCCAUUUUUAUUAAGAGGAGUUCCAGUCCUACAUCUGAUUCCAUCCCCUUUUCCUGCAGUAUGGCAUACCAUGGAGGACACAGAAGAAAACCUUGACAAAACCACUAUCGACAAUCUCAGCAAAAUCCUGCAAGUGUUUGUACUGGAGUAUCUAAACCUGUGAUAGACAAAAUGGCAACAAAUCAUACUGCAUUCUAAAUACUGUUUGCCCACCUUCACGUUUGCUAUUUAACUGCAUUGGAGAGCACUAAAGUGAAGCAAAACGUAAUGAUAGCUCUUGCUAGACUGAUUAUAGAUUCAACUGUUCCUGGCCCAAUGUUCCAUGUAGCCAAAUAAGAUAGCAUUAAAUAAGAAUUAGUUUCAGCCUGGAAAGAAUUUGAUCUUUCCAUGUCUUACCUCUGAAUAAAAAACCCCAAGAUUUUUCUGGAUUGUUAUCACUGUUUUAUGUCACCUAUUAAGAUCCCAGGAGGGAAUGCCUCCCUCCUUAAGCAUUACCUACAGUUUUUACAAGGUGUGACCAACUUUUGCAGUGUUCAGCAAUGGAAAUUUAUACAUUAUCAAGAGGCAAAAACCACACUAAAACCAACUUCUACUUUGAGUUGAACUAAACCACCUCAUACUGAAAUGAGUUGCUAGAACUCCUGACACACAGAAGGGAUUUUUAAUCCUCUCUGCUCCCUCUCCUCCUUCCCCUAUGAGCAAGGCUGCAAGGGCUCUUGUCCACAGACAGCAGGCCACCAGGAAACAGAGAAAUAACCCAAAGUAAAUUUUUUUCCCUGUUGUUUGUUGGAUACUUUUUGAUGGAGAAGGGUGGUGGCGAGUGAUGCUAAGAGGAAGGUAUGUGGGGGUUUCCAUCGUGCUUUGACUGCAACAGAGGAGAUACAAACAGAACAGUAGGUGGUGUGUGGGAGCAAUACACCAGGACACACCAUUCAUUCAUGUGAGAAUCAUUCACAAUUUGACCCAAAAUAAAAAAAACAACAAAGCCAAACUGCUGUUUUUAAUACAGAUUACAUCAGAAGUAAUCAUACUAGGAAAGUGAUCACUUUUGAAACUAUAGUUUUAUAUAAAUAUAAUUUUAAAGGCAAAGUGCUAUCUAUCAAGGUUAAAAUGAGAGUCAGAAGCAAGAAGACAGUUUAAGCACCAAGAAGUAAGGACAAGCCAUAGCCUGUAUCAGAAAAAGAUACUCACCAGUUUAACAACCCUGUGCUUUUACAUUCUUUACUGGAAUUAUUUAAUAAAUUUAGUUUAACACUCUGGCAAAAAUCUAGCCUGGAAUGAAAUCAAUAGGAGAAGCCAGAAGAACAGUAUUCAAAAGUUACCUACAGAAUUACAGUUUCCACUGUUGAGAAAAAGAUGAGAGCAUUUGAAGGAAAAAAAAAAAAAAAGGCAACAAAACCCCCACGCUGGUAAAGGAUGAACUAAGGAAAAAAAGUCAGUAUUUUACUGCUCCAAAAUUCUUCCAUUAGGAAGUUCCAUACCUAGGCAAAGAGAUUUAAAAAGGAAAUAAGCUAUGGAAUUGUGGGCAUGUCAGAUUUGGCCUGUAUUUUGCCAUUUUCGUAAAGCAAACAUUUCUGAACCUAAGACAAUAUUUACAUACAUAUUUUAAAGUCACAAUAGAAAUAUGUAUUUACAGCAAUGCAAAUUUGUAAAAUUUUACUAUUACAGGACAGCCUGAAAAUGAAAUUCAAACUGGUUUUGUUGCUCAAGAUGAAACAAAAGCAUUUUAUGUUUUCCCAUCACUUUAACAUUUGUGAGAAAUGUUUCUAUUUUGCAUGCACCUUCUGAAAUAGAAUACAAUGAAAAUUCUAAAAAUUGGACAGAUGUGUUUAUUUUCAGAUAUUACUGUACAUCAAAGCUAUUUGAACUCUUUGCUAUCAUAUUCUCCUCUACUUCAGCCCAUGAGAAAACAUUCUAAACAACUAAAUUAAAUCUUCUGAAGUUUGAAUACUCUGAGCAAUGUAAGGCACCUACUGCACCCUCCAAAGUGGUGAAAAAAAGGUAACAAAAUUGCUAUAUACAGAAAUAUUAAACAUGA
Harpia harpyja (harpy eagle) is the source of this 3249-nucleotide messenger RNA. RefSeq names its product glutaminyl-peptide cyclotransferase (gene QPCT). The transcript is spliced from 7 exons. The record is from RefSeq and is a predicted model, not a curated record. NCBI's taxonomy places the organism in Eukaryota, Metazoa, Chordata, Aves, Accipitriformes, Accipitridae. Gene Ontology annotation, molecular function: glutaminyl-peptide cyclotransferase activity; zinc ion binding. The coding region runs from base 280 to 1374 and encodes 364 amino acids.